UCAUAUUUAAUAUUUAAUAUUGAAUCGAAAAAAAAUACAUACCGCUAUGAGUGCAAGGCAAAGACGACAGUUUUAUUUAGCAGAUGGAAUUUAUGGUCAGAAAUAUGUAAAAAAGCCAAAGCUAGUCAAAAAUAGUAAUCCAGUAAGAUCUUUUGCAUCAGCGUUCAGUGAGGAUCGCUCCGUAAAUGAAGAUCAUUUCGUGGAUGCUAAUCGAGGAUCAAGUACAGGACCAGUCGAAACAAUCACAGGGGAUUUAUCGAAUGAACACGGAAAUGAUACGAAUGUAGAUGAUUUGUCAGAGUAUGAUUCAUUUGAGAUUGAAUCAGAGUUAUCAGAAAAUGAGCAAUCUAGUGAAGGGUUUGAAGAGGCGGAAAAUUUACCCAAGUUCAUUUCUUCAUGCAACAGAAAAUUGUUCGCAGCUAAGUCAAACUUAACUGUAGACGAUGUGCUGUUUAUGGUUAUCAACUACUAUGUACGGCAUAGCUUAACGCAAACUGCAGUGGAAGAUUUGUUGAAACUGCUCAACAUGAUCUCUGGAGUGAAAUUGCUUCCUGAAACUUUCCAGUCGUUCAUUUCGCAUUAUCAAACUAACCCCUACAACUCUUCACGUAUAGUCUACUGCAGCAACUGCCAAUUCGAUUAUGGACCUACAUCGCCUAAACCUGAUUCAGAAUGUCCAAUUUGCGGAUCGAAGACCAAGGAUUUUUUCAUUACAAUUCCUAUUGAGCAUCAAGUUCGGGAGCUUGUAAUUGAACAUUCAAAAACAAUUGAGGAAUACGAGCAUUACAUAGAAGAGCAUAAAAUUGCAGAUGUUAUGCGAGGAGCAGUUGCUCAACAAAUAAUUCAGCAAGAUACUCGACCGUGCCUAACUUUGAGUGCAAAUACCGAUGGAGCAGCAACUUUUCGAAGUACUACUCAGAAACCGCUGUAUCCCGUAUUUCUUACAUUAAAUAAUCUGGCCCCAUAUUUGCGGUUUUCAAAGCAUAAUCUGAUUCUCGGAGGUGUGUGGCUUGCAAAGGCGAGCCUAAUACAAAUUCAUUAUUCCAAUAUUUGUGUGUCGAGUUACGGCGGUUGGAACACGAUGGUCUCACGAUUGGCUCUUUCACAUAUUCCGUUUCAUUAA
Armigeres subalbatus is the source of this 1123-nucleotide messenger RNA. RefSeq lists its product as uncharacterized. The transcript has 3 exons. Lineage: Eukaryota; Metazoa; Arthropoda; Insecta; Diptera; Culicidae. The record is from RefSeq and is a predicted model, not a curated record. The coding region runs from base 47 to 1123 and encodes 358 amino acids.